UCUCUCCCUCACUCCUCUCUCUCAUCUUAUAAUAUUAUCUGCAUUACCGAUCCCAUCAACCAUAUCAGCAUGCAGAAUACUCACUCUUACUCGUGCAUAUCCUCUUGUGGCAGUGAUAGUGCCUGCUUAGAAGCUGAUGAGGUUGACAAUGAAGAGUCCAUAUCCCUCUCCCUUGGCCCUCCUAGCCAAUCCAAAUCCAAAGUACUCUCUAAGUAUAACCCAAAACAGUCUUCUACUAUGCAUUAUCAGCAGCAAAACCCUAGCUAUGAUGACUUGAGUGGUGUAACAGUUGCCCUCCACAUUGGCCUUCCCACCACCGCCACCAAACCUUCUUCCACUCCAUUUCAUGGUCGAUAUUGGAUCCCUACUCCUCAACAAAUCCUCAUUGGCCCUACCCAGUUUUCUUGCACAGUCUGUAACAAAACGUUCAACCGUUUCAACAACAUGCAGAUGCAUAUGUGGGGACAUGGAUCGCAGUAUAGGAAAGGAUCGGAUUCAUUGAGAGGGUCAAAAGCAGGUUCUUCAAUGCUGAGGCUUCCCUGCUAUUGCUGUGAGGAGGGUUGCAAAAACAACAUAAACUAUCCAAGAUCAAGGCCACUGAAGGAUUUCAGGACCCUCCAGACACACUACAAGAGGAAGCACGGAGGGAAGCCAUUUGAAUGCAGGAAGUGCCACAAGCCAUUUGCAGUGCGAGGGGAUUGGAGAACACAUGAGAAGAAUUGCGGGAAGCUUUGGUUCUGUGUUUGUGGUUCUGAUUUCAAGCACAAGAGGUCCCUUAAAGAUCAUGUCCGUGCAUUCGGCAGUGGCCAUGCUCCACACAACUUGAGUGAAGAAAGAGGUAAUGAAGGUGGAGAUUAUGAGGGUGAAGUUGUUUUUGUUGCUUUCAAAUAAUACAAUGAAUGUGUAUGUUAGACUCUUGUUUUUUUCUAUGUAACUGAGACUUGGAUGGAUCCAUUAAAAGAUUGUACCUUAUCUGUGGUGUGUGGAAGAAAAGGAGUGCGAGAUCAACAGUGAAAUGAAAGCCAAGGUUCUUGCAUUAAAGGUUUGAAGUGGCAGUCUUAUCAACUUAAAAGGACGUUUUCUUUUGAAGAUACUUUUGCUGUGAUAUUCAGAGAAAGAGAGAGAGUAACGUUACGGAGGGAAUCAAGACUCGAGAGUAAUCGGUGAGUGAGUGCAGGUGAGAAAAGGGACAUGCAGACAAGAGCAGUCACAGAUUCUACUGUUCUUGACUUUGCAUUCGCUGAGUAAUUAUAUAAGCAAAAGUGAUCCCUAGAC
Molecule: messenger RNA, 1275 nt
Organism: Cajanus cajan (pigeon pea)
Lineage: Eukaryota; Viridiplantae; Streptophyta; Magnoliopsida; Fabales; Fabaceae
Product: zinc finger protein WIP6
Biological process (GO): regulation of gene expression; anatomical structure development
Cellular component (GO): nucleus
Molecular function (GO): DNA-binding transcription factor activity
Source: RefSeq, a predicted model, not a curated record